GCGGUGUUGCCACAGGCCCCGGCCCGCCACCUGCGGGGCUCCAGCCAUGGGCGGCCUCAGCGCCUCCACUGCCUUCCGGGAGCAUCUCCGCCGGCUGUGCCUGGGCGAAUUCCCCUGCGGUGCCGGCAGCUGGAACAGGUCCCGUUUCGAAUUAAGGAAAAGGAAACCUGGAGGAAAUGCAGCCCAGAGAGAGGCAGCUGCAGGCACAGCCCAGCACCAGGAAAUUGCAACUCCCAGUGAAGAGAGCCUGGAGACCUUAAUGGAGUUUGUGAGCAGCCAGGACUCCCCCUGGGCUCUGCCACCUGACUGCAGCCCCGAGGAUCAGCACCUGAGGGAACUGGCAGUACAAUCGCCGCAUCUUAUCCAGGACAACUUCAUCUUCUUGUUCUUCAGGUCCUUAAGGAUAGUGGAUAAAGGAGUAAAUGCAGUUGAUGAAAAUUUGUUGAAGUUUCAUAACCUGGAAGAGCUCAUACUCAGUGCCAAUCAAAUCAGCAAAAUAAACUCUGCCAACCUUCCUAGAACACUGAAGGUCUUGGAGCUCUGUGCCAAUGAGAUUGUCGGUUUGCAGAAUCUGUGUUCUCUCCCACCUCCGGAACUCCAGCAUUUGGGGCUGGGCUACAACACGCUGCUGGGCUCUUCCGAGGAUAAAUAUCUCACAGCAGAAUUCUGGCCAAAUCUUCUUUCUCUUGAUCUAAGUUUUAAUAAUUUUACGGAUCUGUUGGGCAUAGUCUCUAAACUGGCCACUCUGCGGAGGCUCAGAACGCUUGUGCUCCAGGGUAACCCUUUAGCGCUCAUUCCUGGCUACAGAGGUUUUGUAAUAGACAGCCUGCCCAAACUCUGUAUACUGGACGAUAGGAACAUAUUGCCUGAUGAGAAGCAUCAGUUCCAUGGUCUGUCUAGCAAGCCAGAUCUCAUUGGGAAUAAAGCACAACUGGUGGUGAAUGUUGGGAAAAUCAAAGGUGUCCCCAACCCCAGCAAGCCAGAGGAGCUGGAAAGCGGCCCAGAGUCUCCAGUGAUCACUUACAGCUACUAUGUGACGUACGAGUUUAUGGAGAGGGAGGAAGCCGAGGACACUAACAAUUCUGAGGUAAUAAAAUUCCAUCAGAGUCAAAUGGUGGCUACACCAAACUCUGGGAGCCCACCAGGGAAUGCUGACACAGGAGGAUCGGAGUCUUCAUCUAUGUCUUCUCUGCUUAAACAGGAGCUUCCAGCAAACAGGGCGAACAGGCACUUCACCCUUCGGAAGCACUGGGCUGAGACCAUUGAGUGCAGCCACAGGAAGGAGCAUGUCACUGGGGAUUUAGUGGCACUGAAAGCCUUCCUCAUGGCUGGAACCACCGUCACUGUUGUAGAGGAAAAGGUGCUUUCAUGGCCCAUUGCUGCAGCUCUGGCUGAAGAUGCAGGCAAGAAGAGGAAGGCGGAUAAGGGAAAAGCAGAGAAGGGGAAGCCAAAGGAUGGUGGUAAGGGCGACAAGCAGAAAAAGAAAAAGGAAAGCCCUAUUGAACUCUGCAGUGAGCCGCCUCUUUUGAGAAGCCUGGGGUCUGGGCACGUGAACUUGGAGAGCCUCUUAACAGGCGACCAGCUUGUGGCCAUGGUGUGUGACUUCGGAGUCCUCAUCACUGAGGAAACAACUCAGCCACCGUCUCCUAAGCAGAAGGAUGCUAAGAAGAGCAAAGACAAGAACAAAAAAACGAAAACUGGGGGAGAAAGUCCUGCAAGCCAAAAAACCACAGUGGCUGUCAAAGGUAUUGGCAGAGGUAGAGCUAUCAACAUUUCUAGAGCCCCUCGGAAGGGCUGUGUCACUGAGAUGCACAAUAAGCAAGGCAGCGCCAGCAUCCUCCAUCCAUCCAGCUGUAGGUUGCGCACAAGCAUCUUCGUAGCUCUAAUUCAGCAAGGAACUUAAACACAUUCCUAAUUUUCAGCACACAAGUAGUUCCAUUCACCAAACUGGGGUUGUAUGUGUGCUUAAAGUUAGACACAUGCUUAAGUACCUUGCUCAAUUGUUGCCUAGCUAGGUAGAUGUGUGUGUGUGUGUGUGUGUGUGUGUGUGUGUGUGCGUUUGUGUGAAUACAUACGCAUUCAGGGCAUGGCAUGGGCUAGUUGAUCCGAUAGGGGAGUGUUGUCUAGUAAUAACAUAGCGUAUACUAACACUUAACAAUCUCAUUGUGUUUUUUCAUCUGUGGAUCUCAACGCACAUGGCAAAGGUAAUAUCAGGGCACAGAGACGGGAAGUGGCUUGCUCAAGCUCACACAAUGAGCCCAUGGCAGGGCAAGGAAUAGAACCUAAGUCCCCUAAUUUGCAGCCCUGCCUCUCCUAUUCCCCUGACUUCACUAGUCUUUAGAGUAAGGGAUUGGCCAUCAAUACUCUUAGCAUCUUUUCCAGCUCUGCUGCCAACUGUGUGACCUGGGGAAAGUCACUUAACCCUUCUGUGCCUCAGUUUCCCUGUCUGUGAAUGAGACCCACCCACAUCUGAAGGGUGACAACAGGCUGUGAGGUCCUUGCUUUUCAAUAUUUCUGCAGGAAGAGGAGUCUUUUGUAGCCUCAGGGUGACUUUCUGAUUCCCCAGUGCCCUAGCUCCUACCUUGUCCUAGAAGAGUGUCCCAGCUGCUUUCCAGCCAGUGCUUGUCCUGCUUGAGAGAAAGUUGUAUGAAAAGACAGUUUGUUGAACCAGCUGCGACUCUCACCCCAUAGAGCAAGAUACACAUUUGAAACAAGCGUUAAACGUUUCUGGAAGUUUCAUGCUCCUGGAUGCUGCACUGAACUCGAUCACCACCCUAGCAACCCACUCACCCAUAUAGGGAAAGAGGCCAUAGCCACAGUGCUAGUCCACCUAGUGUCAGCACACUUGUAACAAACCAAAUGCAUUGUAACCAUUGCAGAGGGCAGGCUUGAAAGGUUACAAGUAGCCCUUAGCACCGGGGGUUUCUUUUUAUUUUUUUCAUGACUGGAAUAUCAUGCAGCCUCAGCAACAAUGAUGGAGUCAGAUGCGCAAUAAAUAUCCAAGUGUGUUAUCAUGGACUUGGAAAACUCAUUGGUAUUAAGCAGAAGAUUUUGCUUAGUUUGGCAUUUCCUUACUUCUGUGCAUAUUAAGGCUAGCCAACCCUUUCCCUUGGCUGGCAGAGCAGGGGAGAAAUUGAUUGCGUGGGCAUAGUUUGUGGAGGGUAGGGGACAUUGCACACCCCCCAAGCUGCAAGCCUCUGGCAGCUGUGGAAUUUGCCCUGCCCCCCACGCAUGGCCCCGUUGGCCUGAAUGGAGCUGCCCCUCCAAAUAUAGAAGUCAAACUACACCUAUACUUGAUUGUCUUUCAAAGAUUAGGGACAUAAUCUGUGGUACCCCUGCUCAGCCAGCAGCAUGCACCAAGUAGCUUGAGGGUUUCCAUUUGUUGUUUAGGGUUCAUAGGCAAAGAGGUGGUCGUAUUUCCACAAGUCAGACCUGAACUAUUAGAGCUAAGAGCUGGUGCAAUAAUUUAAGGUGCGAUUGGCUGCAUUUGUUGUUGUUUUUCCUGGCUGUGCAGACAACUGCCAGGGACUCAUGAAAAUGUGUGCAAAUCUUGAAAGUGUCAUGAAUUGUAUCACAAAUUAUCACGCUGCACAGUGGGUUAUUCACCAUUUGCUAUUCUCCUGUUUAAAAGGUAUGUCAGUCAUUCAGGGAGCCGAAAUGUCUUGUGAGUUAGAUGGCCGAUCACAUACUACAAAUAAUGAGGGGUCAAAAGCUUUAGCUACACUUAGAAACCUGGUACUAACAGUAGUAGAUGUAAUUCACCACUGCAGUAUAGAUCCCAUAGAAGACAUCUGAGCUCUGUCUACACCACAGCUUCCACUGCUACCAUUCUUGGAGCUGCACUAGUGAUGAAUGGUAGCUAUAGAGUUUGCUAAUGCAGGUGCAGCCACAGUGAACAAUUUGCAAAUAACCCAUAGUCUGAAAUUAGUGUGCAUCAUCUAUUCAACAAAUACGUACAAAUAGUGAAAACUACCAUUUAAUCAGGAUCCCUCACCGACAGGGGCAAAAGUGAAGUCUCAUCCACAAUGAAUGAUUUGACCAGACACUGAAAGAUGUAUUCUCAGCCUGAGGCCUGUAGGUUUCAUUUGACCCCCUGAACAGAUUCUCCAU
Dermochelys coriacea (leatherback sea turtle) is the source of this 4110-nucleotide messenger RNA. RefSeq names its product leucine rich repeat containing 43 (gene LRRC43). Bases 47 to 1903 code for a protein of 618 amino acids. The record is from RefSeq and is a predicted model, not a curated record. Gene Ontology annotation, molecular function: protein binding. The transcript is spliced from 11 exons. NCBI's taxonomy places the organism in Eukaryota, Metazoa, Chordata, Testudines, Dermochelyidae.